Molecule: messenger RNA, 3747 nt
Organism: Puntigrus tetrazona (Sumatra barb)
Lineage: Eukaryota; Metazoa; Chordata; Actinopteri; Cypriniformes; Cyprinidae
Gene: nos2a
Product: nitric oxide synthase 2a, inducible
Exons: 26
Coding region: 138-3389 (1083 amino acids)
Biological process (GO): nitric oxide biosynthetic process
Molecular function (GO): calmodulin binding; FMN binding; nitric-oxide synthase activity
Source: RefSeq, a predicted model, not a curated record
CAGCUCACACCCUGCAGUCAACAAGGAUCCGCCCAGUGCAUCCUUAACUGGACUAUAUAAUAGGAUGUUAUAACAGAUGACAAUGAGAAACAGCUCUUUAGGUACUGAGAGAGAAAUCGUACGCUUGAAAAAGCAGAAUGGGAAAACAAGCCCAAACCACAAACAUUUUAAAAGACAAUCCCAAUGCACAGACUGAGCUGAAAGUGGAAAGGACAGUCAGUCGGCCAGUUCGAUGUCCAUUUGCUGUUCAUUUGCGAAACUACAAAGAUGGCUCGACCCACCAAGAUAAGCUGCAUCACACAGCUGUUAAGAAUAUGGCUUGCGAUUCAAAAACAUGUGAAGGCUCCAUCAUGAAUCCUAAAACUCUGAUACGUGGUUUGACCAAAAUCACAUCUUCCUCAGAUGACAUCCUCACCCAGGCAGUGGACUUCAUCGACCAGUACUACAAAUCAUUUAAAACGCCGAAUCCAACGGAGCACCAGGCUCGGAUCGACAGGGUUACGCUGGAGAUCACCCUGACCGGCUCCUACUCACUCACUACCGAUGAACUCACUUUUGGGGCAAAACAGGCUUGGAGAAACGCGCCGAGGUGCAUUGGCAGAAUCCAAUGGGCCAAUUUACAGCUUUUCGAUGCACGUCAAUGCGAGACCGCCGAGGACAUGUUUCACGCCUUGUGUACUCAUAUUAAAUAUGCUACCAAUGGAGGAAACUUGAGGUCCACCAUCACUGUGUUUCCUCAGAGAACAGACGGAGAGCAUGAUUUCCGUGUGUGGAAUGGUCAGCUCAUAAAGUACGCUGGCUAUGAGAUGGAAGAUGGAAGUGUUAUCGGGGACCCAGGGAGUGUGGAGUUUACACAGAUAUGUAUUCAGCUGGGGUGGAAACCAAAGUACGGUCGCUUUGAUGUGCUUCCCCUGGUCCUGCAGGCGAAUGGAGAGGACCCUGAAAUGUUUGAUAUUCCCCCAGAAUUGAUCCUGGAGGUCCCAAUAGAGCACCCAGAGUAUGAAUGGUUCAAAGAUCUAAACCUCAAGUGGUAUGCGGUUCCUGCAGUGGCCAACAUGCUCAUGGAAAUCGGUGGCCUGGAAUUCACAGCAUGUCCUUUCAAUGGCUGGUACAUGGGCACAGAGAUUGGAGUGAGGGACUUCUGUGACAGCCAGCGCUACAACAUUUUGGAGAACGUUGGCCAGUUAAUGGGCUUAGAGACACGAAAGCUGUCUUCACUCUGGAAAGACCAGGCACUUGUGGCUAUCAAUGUUGCAGUGAUUCAUAGCUACCAGAAAAAUAAGGUGACCAUCACGGACCACCAUUCAGCAAGCGAGUCCUUCAUGCAGCACUUGGAGACAGAAGUCCGUCUGCGUGGAGGGUGUCCAGCUGAUUGGGUGUGGUUGGUCCCGCCCAUGUCUGGCUCCCUCACCUCCGUGUUCCAUCAGGAGAUGCUCAACUACAUCCUUUCUCCCUUCUUCUAUUACCAGGCUGAUGCUUGGCUGACACACAAGUGGAAAGAUGAGAAGAAAGGACUUCGGAGAUGUAAGGUCAGCUUCAAAGCACUCAUAAGGGCAUUGGUUUUUUCUCAAACGCUCAUCAAAGCAGUCCUGGCCAAGAGGGUGCGCUGCACUGUUCUCUACGCCACAGAAACAGGGAAGUCACUGACCUUUGCCAAAAAACUGAACACUAUGCUCAACCGUGCCUUUGAAUCAAGGCUGGUAUGCAUGGAGGACUAUGAUUUUAGUGAGCUUGAGACAGAGAGCCUUCUGAUGGUGGUCACCAGUACUUUUGGCAAUGGAGAAAGCCCAGGAAAUGGAGUGAGCUUCAAGAAGCAGCUUUUCAACUUGCAAACCCUGAAAAACACUGUCAGGUACAGUGUGUUUGGUCUCGGCUCACGCGUGUACCCACAAUUCUGUGCCUUUGCCCAUGCUGUGGAUGACAAGCUCGCUGAGCUGGGAGCCAAGCGUCUGACUGUCACAGGAGAGGGAGAUGAACUCAAUGGGCAGGACGAGGCUUUCUCCGCCUGGGCUUGCAAUGCUUUUAAGGAUGCAUGUGAGGAGUUCAACAUUAAAAAACAGCUGAAAGCUGUGGAUCAGCUGUCAGAUGACUGGGACGCACAGAAGUACAGAGUGCAGCAUGACACUUUCACUCUGGACCGAGUUACAGCAUUGUCUGCUCUUCACUCUAAAACUGUGUUUCCUGUGACGCUGAAAAGAAGGCAGAAACUACAGAGCACUCAGUCAAGUCGUUCUACUAUCCUGGUUGAGAUGAAGACAGAUGGAAACACAGAGGCCUUGAAUUUUGCCGCUGGAGAUCAUGUGGGGAUCUUCCCAGAGAAUUCUCUAGAGCUGGUGGACGGUAUCUUGAAGCAUCUUCCAGAUGCUCCUCCUGUUAACCAGAGCCUUCAUUUGGAGUCCCUUUCGGACUCUAGCCAUGGAGAAAAGAGAUGGCAGACAGAUGAACGUAUCCCUGCAUGCACGCUGGUUCAGGCUCUUACAUACUUCCUUGAUGUCACAACUCCACCUUCACAAAGCCUGCUGCGCAAACUCUCUACAGUUGCGAGUCAAGAAGAGGAUCGCAAACGACUCGAAGCGCUCGCAUUGGAUUUCCAGGAAUAUUCUACAUGGAAAGACUUCUACAGGCCCACCUUCUUGGAGGUGCUCAAAGAAUUCAAAUCUCUAAAGGUCCCUGCCACUUUCCUUCUCAGCCAGCUUCCUCUCCUGAAGCCCCGUUUGUACUCGGUCAGUUCCUCACUGGACCGUCAUCCAAACGAACUACAUAUCACUGUAUCUGUGGUGGAGUACCACACCCAGGGUGGAAAAGGCCCAAUGCAUUUUGGUACCUGCAGCACAUGGCUUAACACCAUCAAAAGAGGACACACGGUUCCCUGCUUUGUUCACCGGUCGGGUGGAUUCCAUCUCCCAGAAGACCCCAGCACUCCAGUUAUUCUGAUAGGAGCUGGCAGUGGAAUCGCUCCUUUCCGCAGCUUCUGGCAACAACGUAUCCAUGACAUGAAAAAGACAGGUCUGCAAAUCAGUCCUAUGACACUGCUGUUUGGGUGUCGCGAUUCAGAAACAGACCAUCUGUAUAAAGUUGAACAACUGAAGUUGAGACUCGAUGGUGUUCUGGGCAACGUCCAUACCGCUUACUCUCGCCAGCCUGGUAGACCAAAGAUGUAUGUGCAGGAUGUCUUGAGGGAGAAGCUGUCUGAUAAAGCCAUAGAGGAUCUACACAAGAAUGCAGGGCAUCUGUAUGUCUGUGGUGGCAUGAAUAUGGCCCGAGAUGUUGCUUGCACUUUGCAAGAUAUCCUGGCAGGUAAAACAGGCAUGACCAUCACAGAAGCUGGAGAAUAUCUGGAGAGGUUGAAGGUUGAGAAGAGAUACCAUGAAGACAUUUUUGGAGCAUAAUGGCAGAGAUCUCCUGUAUCAUAUAUAAAAAAAAUCAGUUUUACCACACGCUACAUUAAUUGUGUGAUUCAAAUGUGUUUUCACCAUUUAUAUUCUUGAACAGUUUUAAAGGGAAGUAUAUAUACACUCAUUAGUACGGACAAAUAAGAUAUUGUAUGGAGGGUAAAGCUCUGUGAUUUAAAAUACUCUAUUUUAAGAGAAAACUGUAUGCUUUAGUUUACGGAGCACAUUUCUUUUGUAUAUACUUCAUUUCCGAAAGAUGCUUCUGACAUUUUAGUGAAUAAUAUUGUCUUCUAUGUACUGUAUGACUUUGAAACGUGUAUAAUUGUAUAAAUAAAUAAUUCAAUAAAUGACUGAA